Hibiscus syriacus is the source of this 1203-nucleotide messenger RNA. RefSeq names its product WAT1-related protein At1g70260-like. The transcript has 7 exons. Gene Ontology annotation, molecular function: transmembrane transporter activity. The record is from RefSeq and is a predicted model, not a curated record. Gene Ontology annotation, cellular component: plasma membrane. Lineage: Eukaryota; Viridiplantae; Streptophyta; Magnoliopsida; Malvales; Malvaceae. Bases 37 to 1203 code for a protein of 388 amino acids.
GCUCUUCGUUGCCAUUCAUCGGCAGAACCGAGGGGGAUGGUCAUAAUGACGAGAGAAAGAGCUGGUGAAAUGGCACCGUUUACGGCGAUGGUGAUAAUGGAAGCUUAUACCAUAGCACUCACUAUUUUGGCCAAAACAACCAUAACAGCAGGAAUGAGUCCGUUUGUGUUUGUGGUUUACACCAAUGCUGUGGGCUCUCUCUUGCUGCUCCCUUUUUCCUUUCUUUUUCAUCGGGAAAGGACAGACUGGUCGCUCUUGACCUUUCCACUCCUCGUGCGUAUAUUUUUACUGGGUUUAACAGGGAUAGCUAUAUCUCAGAAUCUUGCAUUCGUGGGACUAAGCUAUAGUUCACCCAUCGUUGUAUGUGCAACCCGUCUCCUAAUACCAUCUAUUUCCUUCUUGCUUUCCAUCAUUCUCAUGAAGACAAAGCCCGAUUGGAGUAGCAGCAGCAGCAGCCAAGCCCAAGUGAUUGGCACCUUGGUCUCCAUCAUUGGAGCCAUUGCUGUAGAACAAUACAAAGGCCCAUUUGGCAACCAUUAUCAACUUCAACAUGAACCCACAUUUUUUGUGUUCUACUCGGCACCGGAUCGUUGGGUUCUCGGCGGUGUUCUCCGAGCUACCGCCUCCUUAUCUGUUUCAAUAUGGAAUAUUAUUCUGGCUGGGACUGUUAAACUAUAUCUACAAGUGAUGAAAGUGGCAUCGUUUUACAGCUUGGUCGGGACUCUCCAGUGUCUGGUUUUCUCUUUGUUGAUGGAGAGAGACUUAAAUGCUUGGAAAUUGAAACACAAACAAGACCUUUUACUCGUUGUUUUGACAGGAGUCUUUGGGAACAUUAUCCGUGGCAACGUUCAUUCAGCAUGUACACGAAUGAAAGGCCCUUUCUACGUGCCCAUGUUCAAUACAUUUGGGAUAGUCUUUGCCACAGUUUUUGGUGUUACCUUCUUUGCAAACAGUCUUCAUUAUGGAAGUGUAAUGGGAACAUUGAUAAUCGGAGUGGGAUAUUACACGAUGAUGUGGGGGCAAAUGAAAGAAGAAGAGCAGCGCCGUAAAGAAGGUGAUGUCCAGAGAAUGGACCUGGAGAAAGCUCUACUGUUGGGGAAGGAAGAACACAGAUCUAAGAGCACCAUAACAAUUGUUGAAAGCUAUUGGCAAUGGCAAGGGACCCUUCUUUUUGAAAAUGAUGCUAUGCUAGGUUUUCUAUAA